UGCCUAAAUAAUAAUAUUGUCAGACUGACUUAAUGAUUAUGAAUACAUUAUUGAACCAGCGACUCUAAAACAUGAAUGCUCAGUGUUCAAUAACCUGAUAUCUUGUUUACGUACUGCACUAUAUCAUUUGUAUUCUCUACCAAUUUCGCUGUUCAAUCAUGUAGUUUAUAUAUGUGACGUCGUCAGCGAAAAUGAGUCCUGUUGAGGUAAUCACGUUACCGAGAUAAAGCGAGAUUAAAAAAACACAACACGUUUUCUGAACAAUUAUCGUUUUGUCAAUUAACUAAUUUGGCAUUAUUUUGCAAAGUAUUUACAUAAUCGAAGUGUAUAAACAAUAUAAAGGCACAUCACUCUGCUAUCAGUUGAUUAUUGUCGAUAAUAUUCAUGCUGCCUGACCUUAAAUCAUGAUUAAUCGCCCUUGAUCAGAAGGUGUCGCUCUCCGCCAUUUUGAUGGAAACAUGUCGAAAUCCGUACUGAAGAUAUGACGGUUUUGCCGGUUUAUCCACACGGCAUUAGAAUGCUUUUCGGAUUAAUUACACGGAAACAAUUAUUUGGAAGGUUCAGAGUCAUGUUCCUUAGAUGCAACCGUCCACUACAGCUGGGACUUUGCACAGCAGGUUCAUAUUCCACACCAUAGCCAACAGGUUGGACCCCUGUAUUUCAAAACUGCCGGAGGAGAUGUGAGGUAUUUGGAGUUUGCUGUGAAGGAUCUGAGAAACAGGUGUUUUGCCUGGGUGAGGCACAUGCUCAGUUCCACUUUGACAAUUGCCAAGGACAACAAAAAUAAUGCCGUUCUUGGUUAUGCUGUGUGGAGAACAUUGACAGGAGGGCAUAAGACAAUCCAAUACUCACUGAUGCUAGCCGGCCACACCAAAUUUUCAUGCGACUGGCAUUUUGGAGUUUGGAAAAACAGAAUGAGACACCUGGAUGCAGAGACAGUUGAGGAGGUGGCUUCCACAGAAGCCAUGUCAUCCCGUAAUGGCCACAACAUUCCACAUAUUGUUGAUGGCAACAGCAAACAAGUGUCGUUCUAUGACUGGAGCACCUUCUUCAAAGGCAUUUUCAAACCAUUGAAGAACGUUUCGAAAUACCAUUCAUUUGAGGUGUCUUCUAACGAGCCUGGGGUUUUAAGAGUAAGGAAGUUUGUUGAUGCCCCUGGGGAGAAAAUUAACAUACUGAAAAACUGCCAAGUGGAUAUUGGUGUUCUGCCAGAGCAGAUCAUUGUUGAGGGAAUAAGUGCAGAAAGGCAAUGGUACUUGCAUGAUGUAAAAAGAGACUUUUGCAGAUCAGAUAAUGCUAAAAACACAACAUGCCCAUUGCCAUUAGUUGCAAAAGAAGGCUAUUCAAAGGCCAAAAAACAAAAGUUGAAAUAGGCAACUUUAUUGAGAACACUUUCUGUGUGUGUUUCAGCAAAAGUUAUAGUUUGUUUCUUGCUAUAAAUAUAUUGGCAUGUGUAAGUGGAAGUUUUAUGUUUUCAUUUACAUUCAAAGAAUAUAUUUCUUUGUGUUACAUUGAUAAAAUAUUCAUGAUCUUAGGAAUGUAUGGUUUCCUUGGCAACCAAAAGUAACACACUUGAUUCAUCAUUAAAUACUUAUGUAUAAACAUGUAUUUCAAUUAUGGGAAUAUCAUUAAACAGUCGGCCAUCUAUAAGUAAAGUAUGAUGGCAUUUAUAUUUUCCAUGUGUCAAUGCUUUCCUUGUAAAUACGUUUCAUUCUGUGUCAUCUUACAACUCCAAAAGAAUGAAAUGAGCAAAAAAAAAGAAUUAUUCUAGGUAUAAGUCAGUUGCUAUGGCAACCAAGUAUAACAUUCUUAUUGAUUUUAAAAAUAAUUGAUUUCACCAGACAAGUUACAUCUUUUAAAUAAUUGCUUGUUUUAAAAUAAUAUGUUUUUUGUUUUGAUUAAUACAAGGAUAAGCUGCACUACUUUUGAACAAUUAACCUUGUUUUAGAAAAGUGGCAGAUUUUCUUUACAGGGUCUAUGGAAAAUUGCUGUUAACAUUCUAUUUUACUACAUAGCUGGCUGAAAAUUUAAUGCUGUACUAAAAUAUUUCCUGCAAACAUAAUCUAUCAAAUUCAAAUGUGAUUUUAUCUAUUUGAGCUGCUUUUGCGUUUAUUUGGAUAAAUUUCUCGUGAAAAAAUUGUAGUCCUGGCAACCGUUUCUAUGAAAUGUACAUGUAGUGUUAUAUUUUCCAUAAAUGAUGUUAUUGAUGUUAUGAUAAUGUUUCCACAGAAAUAAAAAAUGCUGUAUUCAAUUUUAAUGGAAUACAGACUCUUAAAAUCAAGGACGUUGUAUUUAUUUAUGUUUCCAUUUCCUUCAUUUUUUUCGCCAUUUUAUAACAAAUAGUGGUAUUGCGAAAUUUUU
Messenger RNA from Mya arenaria, 2361 nucleotides. RefSeq lists its product as uncharacterized. NCBI's taxonomy places the organism in Eukaryota, Metazoa, Mollusca, Bivalvia, Myida, Myidae. The record is from RefSeq and is a predicted model, not a curated record. The transcript is spliced from 6 exons. Bases 744 to 1373 code for a protein of 209 amino acids.